Pseudomyrmex gracilis is the source of this 1204-nucleotide messenger RNA. Its product is annotated as nucleoporin Nup43. Lineage: Eukaryota; Metazoa; Arthropoda; Insecta; Hymenoptera; Formicidae. The record is from RefSeq and is a predicted model, not a curated record. Gene Ontology annotation, molecular function: protein binding. The coding region runs from base 87 to 1130 and encodes 347 amino acids. The transcript has 7 exons. Gene Ontology annotation, cellular component: nuclear pore outer ring.
UUGCAAUCAGCUGAUCUCUAGUGCUCCUCCUCGUGUGUGCUACCGCGUUUUCUGUGUUCUACCGAUGAUACCGAGUUUUCCGGAUAAUGGCUGAAAAUGUACAAGGAACGUUUGUUUCGGAGAAAAUUUCUAAAAUAAGAUGGCAAUACGACGACUUCGCGGAAGCGAAAAAUUUCUUAACCGGCAGUUGGGACAACCCGGUGAAUAAAAUAACGUAUUGGACGUUCAAAACCAAUUACGAUGAAGAACUGUCUCCGGAUAUUUUAUCGUCGCAUUCGUUCCUUGGCGAUGUCACCGAGCUGAAGUUCGUCAGCAGAGAUUUCUUCGUGGCUUCCUCAUCUCUAGGCUCGGUGAGAUUGCUGCAGGUUGACGAGGACACCUGUUCUGAAUUCAAGGAACACAUGGCGUGGGAGUUUAUACAUAGUUUCAAAACAACAGACUACGCUUCUUGCACAGCCUUGUCUACUUUCGAACAAGACAUAGCUUCUGUGGGAGAGGAUGGGAGGCUCAAUCUUCUCACAGCCGCGGAGAAGAAACCAGUCCGAGUUAUUGAAAAUGCCGAUAGCUGUUCCAUAUAUUGCGUCGAUUUCUUGAAACACAACGAGGUGCUCACGGGCAAUUCCAGAGGACACAUGAAAAUUUGGGAUUUGAGAAACAAUCGGGACGUACCCGAUAGCACCUUCAUGCUUUCCGAUCAGGUUAAAACCGCGGCUACGAGCAUUACGCAUCAUCCCACACAGAGACACAUUGUGGUCGCUGGCGGAGGUGACGGCAGUUUAACCGCGUGGGAUUUGAGGGAAAACACUUACCCGAUAGUGCAACUCAAUGCUCACGCCAAAGCCGUCAGCGAGAUAUUCUUUCAUCAGGACAGACCGGACAACAUCUUCACCUGUUCCGUCAGCGGCGAACUGUGGCAUUGGAACAACGCGCCGAGCUCAAAACUAAAACUUAAUUCCGUAUCGGAUGCGCAUUGGCUGAAGCAAACCGUCAGCACCAACGCGAAAGUCACCGCUACUUCGUUGUGUCCUGUUAUGCACAAACCGAUAAACAGCAUCGAUAUCAACAGAUCGCUGCUUCUCUUCGGGUGCGACAACGAAGCCAUGUACAUAGUAAAAAAUGUACCUAUUUAACGACGCAACACGUACAUUUUAUAAUUUUUUUAUACGGUUUUGUUUAUUGUUUAAUAUACGUUGUGAUAAAAAAA